ACUCUGCUGCCCCAUGCCCAACAACUCACAUGCAGCACUCUCUUUGUUCCAAUGAGUCCAAACUCAUUUCUUUCAUCCUUUCAAAUUUUUUCCCUUUCUUGCAAAUGUACUGGCUGUUGAAUUAAAUACCAAAAAAAUGAAGUUCAAUCUCAACCUCUAUAUACCCCAACAUUUCCAUCUUCAUUCUCCACUCCAUUGUGUUAAACUUAAAAAUGAAGAAAGCACUUAUGAUUGGUAUCAAGUAUCCAAACCAAGUUCCAAGCGAACAAGUGAUAAGCAGCUACAAUAAUAUUGACACUGUCCGGGAUAAGCUUGUUACACUUAAAGGAUUCGACCACAAGAAUAUCACCAUCCUAAAGGAUGAUGGUGAAACGGAUCCCCCAACUCAAAAGAACAUAGAAAUGUACGUGGAUUCCGCUGUUACAGCUGCAAUGAGCACGGGUGAUAAGCUCUUGAUUUAUUUCAGCGCCCAUGGCCGUCAUGACAAAGAGGGUGAGUUGGGAAUACUUGCCAGCGACCUUCAAGUCGUACCAGGUCGCUUCUUCAGAAAUCUGCUUAAUCCAGCUAGAGAGAAGACCCGUGUUACUAUGAUAUGUGAAGUUUGCGAAUCAAGCGCCUUCUUUCCAAAGGACUACUUUGGAAGUAGGCCCUUUGGAACUAUGGUCGAUUCAGCAAAGGAAUCUCUACAGCUAUUCAUUGGUACAAAACCCAUUGCAAAGGGUCUUGUCUUUUUUAGUGCAAGUAGAGAAUUGAGUGGAGUUGAAAGAAGCCUCCCCAAGGAAGAGAGAGAAAAGCUCCUUGCUGUGCAGAAAUGUGCUUCUAAGGGAGUAGAGGUCACUUGCCCCCUUGGGGUUUUCACCGCUGAGUUGGUAAAUUGCUUGGUGGAAGCUGAUAAGGAGGGAAGAAGGAUCACUAAUAGAGAGCUUAUAAACUCUAUUCAGUGUCAAAUUGAACUGAAUAAGGGCGUGAACAGCUCUAAACAAAUUGCGGGCAUGGAAGGGGAUGAUUGUCUGGAAGAUUUUUAUUUUUCAGAUUGAUAUGAAUGUAACUUUAACUUUUUAAAUGUUUUAAUUUAGGCAAGCUUAAAAAUGCUGUUUGUGUUUUAAACAGCAGCCAUGCUCCCCUAUAAUGACCAAUAAUAAAAUGCUAUGAUGCCAUGUCAUCUUUUUGACUAGUAAAUUUUA
Molecule: messenger RNA, 1184 nt
Organism: Lotus japonicus
Lineage: Eukaryota; Viridiplantae; Streptophyta; Magnoliopsida; Fabales; Fabaceae
Product: metacaspase-7-like
Exons: 2
Coding region: 213-1037 (274 amino acids)
Biological process (GO): proteolysis
Molecular function (GO): cysteine-type endopeptidase activity
Source: RefSeq, a predicted model, not a curated record